Oryctolagus cuniculus (rabbit) is the source of this 1715-nucleotide messenger RNA. NCBI's taxonomy places the organism in Eukaryota, Metazoa, Chordata, Mammalia, Lagomorpha, Leporidae. The record is from RefSeq and is a predicted model, not a curated record.
GGCAGGCAGACGCAGGCGCAGAUGGCCACCCGGGCGCCACGCGCCUGUAGAUGCUGCAGGGAGGCCUUGACGUGAUUUCCUGCCGUGGGCCACUAGUGUUUCCGGGUCGCGGUCAUUUUUGAGCCCUUGUCUUGGGGAUUCGUGGGCGGCUGCGUCGCUGCCCACCCCUACCCCCGCAGCUCUCCUACUCGCUUUUCGCCCUCCCUACCCCUUUUUGGGUCCUCAUCUGCCCCGGUCGCCCGGGCUCGCCUCGCAGUCGCCUGCCGCUGUCGUCGGGAGGGAAGAUGAACGGGAGGGCUGAUUUUCGAGAGCCGAAUGCAGAAGUUCCAAGACCAAUUCCCCACAUAGGGGCUGAUUACAUUCCAACAGAAGAAGAAAGAAGAGUCUUCGCAGAAUGCAAUGAUGAAAGCUUCUGGUUCAGAUCUGUGCCUUUGGCUGCAACAAGUAUGUUGAUUACUCAAGGACUAAUUAGUAAAGGAAUCCUUUCAAGUCAUCCCAAAUAUGGCUCCAUCCCUAAACUUAUAUUUGCCUGUAUCAUGGGGUACUUUGCUGGAAAGCUUUCUUAUGUGAAAACCUGCCAAGAGAAGUUCAAGAAUCUGGAAAACUCCCCUCUUGGAGAAGCUUUACGAUCAGGGCAAGCACGACGAUCUUCACCAGCUGGGCACUAUUCUCAAAAGUCAAAGUAUGACUCAAAUGUGAGUGGUCAGUCAUCUUUUGGGUCAUCCCCAGCAGCAGACAACAUAGAAAAAGAGAUGCUUCCUCGUUAUGAGCCAAUUCCAUUCAGUGCUUCUAUGAAUGAAUCUACUCCCACUGGUAUUACUGAUCAUAUUGCCCAAGGACCUGAUCCCAUCCUUGAAGAAAGUCCCAAAAGAAAAAGUAUUACAUAUGAGGAAUUAAGGAAUAAGAACAGAGAGUCAUAUGAAGUAACUUUAAGCCAAAAGGCUGAGCCCUCAGUCAGGCCUCUGCAGGACAGAGUGCCAAAAAAAGAAGGCAGAGUGGACAGUGAGAGAGACAGAGAGAAAGGUCUUCCUUUGCCGUUGGUUCACCCUCCAAUGGCCGCCGCUGCAGCCGGCGCACCGCGCUGAUCCUGGCAGGAGCCAGGAGCCAGGUGCUUUUCCUGGUCUCCCAUGGGGUGCAGGGCCCAAGCACCUGGGCCAUCCUCCACUGCACUCCCUGGCCAUAGCAGAGAGCUGGCCUGGAAGAGGGGCAACCGGGACAGAAUCCGGCGCCCCAACCGGGACUAGAACCCGGUGUGCCGGCGCCGCAAGGUGGAGGAUUAGCCUAUUGAGCCACGGCGCCGGCUCUCUUAAAUCUAAUUUAAAAUCUUUUAAUUUUCUUUCUUUGGGAACAUGUUUAAAUUACCCCCAAGUGAAUUUUCUGACACAGAAAUUUACCUUUAAAUGAAAAUGGCAUUUUGAGUGGGGGUUUGUAUUUAUUUCAGUGUAGAAUUUCUUGUUUCUUUCUUAAGGAAUUUUGGAGAAUAUGUCAUUGUUUCAGUGUUUUCUGUUUCCUGCUUUAAAAACGAAGGGAAGGAAUAGAUGCUUGUGCCUUCCUGAAAAUUGUUAGUGGUUGCUUCAUUUAGAAUCGUUUCUAAAGCAGUGAUAAAUAAUAUUGAGUUAUUGCUGAUUUAAAAAAAAUUAGCAUUGAAAGAGAUUUGUAAUCUGUAAUGCUUGUUGCUUUGUUAAUGUUUGUCAUUAAAAAACAUUUAACAUACA